AUGAAUCCAUUCCUAUUCCUAUUUCCGUUCCUAUUUUUCACUCACGAAUCGGUUUCUCAACAAACGUAUUCCGGAAACCACAUUCUGGAAUGUAACAAUUCCAACAAAUCAGAACGAACCCCGGAAUUCCUCUACACUUGCAACGGAAUCCAAUCGUGUUCCACCUUCUUAAUCUUCAAAACUCAACCUCUUUACAACACAAUUUUCACCAUUUCCAAGCUUAUGUCAACGGACCCUACGGAUGUCGCCCGAAUCAACGGAAUCACUGAUUCCGCCGGAAUCUUGCCACUAAACAAAGAGCUAAUUAUUCCGGUUACAUGUUCUUGUUCUGGUUUAACCACAUGUGAUUCCCUCCAAAAGAACAAUAUUUAUAAAGAAAAUGAUUUACAAGUUGGUGGCAAGAUUCGUGUUCCACUUAGAUGUGCUUGUCCUACGAAUAGUCAAACCAUGUCCAGAAUCAGGUUUCUUUUGACUUACUCGAUUACUUGGGAAGAUUCAAUCAAGAAAAUUAGUAAACAGUUUGAUGUGAAAUUUCAAGAUUUAGUUUUGGAAAACCGGUUUUGUUCUGUUAAAGAUUUGAUUUCUCCGUUUACUAACCUUCUUGUUCCUCUAUCUACUGAACCUUUAAGUACUCAAACAAGAACGUUCUAUCGGAAUCGGAAUCGGAAUCAGAAUCUGAAGCUGUCGAAGAAAGGAAUCAUGAUCGGGACGAUAUCAGGUGGUUUCUUGGCGAUUCUUUGUGGUGUUUUUGUGAUAUGUUUAGUAUCUAAAAGGAAAAGAGCAAAUAAGGGUAAAAUCGUAAAAUUGGAGUUGCCUAAAGAUAUCCAACUUGGUAUUUUUAGUGUUGAUCAAGUUCUCAAAGUCUACAAAUUUGAAGAAUUAGAGGAGGCCACGGAUGGAUUUACCCUCGAAAAGAGAUUAAGUGCUUCGGUUUAUAAAGGAAGUAUAAAGGGUAGAAAAGUCGCGAUUAAACAAACAGGGACAACGCGAAUAAAGAGGUGA
Messenger RNA from Lactuca saligna, 1002 nucleotides. The record is from the annotation of a GenBank genome assembly. NCBI's taxonomy places the organism in Eukaryota, Viridiplantae, Streptophyta, Magnoliopsida, Asterales, Asteraceae.